UAACCCAUUUCAGUCAAUACUUUUUCCAAGAGAAUAAGGAACAUGUGAAGAAUUGUGUUGAACAUUGAGUGGAUAUUAUUUGUUGCUAAAAAUUACAAUUAACUGUAACUAUUGUAAAAAUUUUAAUCCGAAAUUUUAAUGAUGAAGACGUUUAAUCGACCUCGGCAGGAUACGAAAAAGCUUUCGUGGGUGUACAGAAAUAAGAAACGGCAGAAACGAACACAAGCUCGGACUAAUAACGAGGGAAAUACUCAAGUGCAGAAUAACAAGGCUAGAAUUAUCGUCCGAAAUCUGUCAUUCGAGGUAACGGAAGAUGAUGUGCGAAAAUUGUACGAGCCCUUUGGACAAAUAGAACAAAUAGAUCUCCUUCGUAGACCCGAUGGAAAGCCCGUGGGCUGUGGGUUCAUCCAGUUCAAACGAAUAGAAGAUGCGUCGCGAGCUAUUUUCAAAACCAAUAAGACCGAGUUUUUAUCACGACCGAUAACUGUUACCUGGGCCAUUCCCAAAGAUAAAUUUAUCGAGAACCAGAAUACAAACAUUGCCGUCAAGCCGGACGGUAAAUCAUCGCCUGCAAAAGAGGAUCCAGACGUAGGAGUUGAGAAAAUAAAGAAGGAGUCGACUGCUGAAUUGAAAAAACAGUGCAAACUUCGAAAGCAGCAGAAACGCUCUCGAAUAAUUGUUCGAAAUUUACCAUUCGCAGUUACUGAAGAGGAUCUGAAAAAUUAUUUUUCGGAAUACGGUAACAUCACCGAGGUCAAGUUAUUGACGAAAUCCGAUGGAAAGCGCGUUGGCUGUGGUUUUUUACAAUUCGAUCAUGUACAAAGUGCAGCCAAAGCUAUUCGCGGUUCAAAUUUACGGCCCCUGAUGGAUCGGCUGAUUGUGGUUGAUUGGGCGGUACCAAAAGACCAAUUUCAAAAUGCUAAUAAAAAUGAGGUUCAGGAGAAAGAUGACAAAGAUGUUGCAUUGAUUGACGAAAAUAAUGACAUAAAGCUGGAAGAUGAACCUCUCAAUGAAGAAGACGAUGACGAAGAAGAUGAAGCAGAAGAAUCAGAGGAAGAAAACAAAAUAGAGCUAGAAAAAUCAUUAGGAGAUGAAGAUGACAAAGGUCCUCGUAGAAUUUCCAAUGAUGUGAGUGAAGGGAAAACCGUUUUCCUGAAAAAUGUGCCAUUUUCAGUGAACAAUGACCAAUUGAAGAGUUGUAUGGAGCAAUUCGGUCCAGUUUAUUAUGCCCUAGUAUGUAUUGAUCCUUUGACCGAACACUCGAAGGGAACAGCUUUCGUUAAAUUUAGAAACCUGGAGGACGCGGAGAAAUGUUUGGCAUCUGGUACCGAACUCCAAAUCCAGGGAGAGACUCUCGAUCCUCACAGAGCCAUUACCAAAAAAGACGUUCUAGAUUCAAAGUCUCGGGCUUCGAAUCGGACAAAGGACUCGAGGAACCUUUACUUGGUGAAGGAAGGAGUGAUUCUCCCAGGGAGUCAUGCUGCUGCUGACGUAUCUCCCGGGGACAUGCAGAAACGUAUCCAGAUGGAGCAAUGGAAGUCACAAAUGUUGAGAAAUCUCAACAUGUUCGUAUCUAGAAUUCGACUGGUUGUUCAUAAUUUACCAGCAACGCUGGACGAUGUCAAAUUGAGGGAGAUUUUUAGGAAGCAUGCGGGAAAGAAUGCGGUUAUUACUGAGGCCAAGGUCAUGCGAGAUCUCAAAAAUCCUGAUCCUAACAGUGUUGGGCGUUCCAAGGAGUUUGGUUUUGUCGCCUUUACCAAUCACGAUGAUGCUCUAAGGGCACUCAGGAGUAUCAAUAAUAAUCCUAAUAUUUUUUCAAAGGGUAAAAGACCGAUUGUCGCCUUUUCCAUUGAAAAUCGUAUUAUGGUCAAUGCCAAGCAACGAAGGGCACAAAAAAGCCGGAAUAAUAAUCCCUUGUGGAAAGGAAAACGAAGUGGUGAUUCGAGCCAGGAGACGACCGACGGUCCCCCCCUUAAACGUUCUAAAAAAAUUGACAAGACAAAUAAUAAAAAUAAUUCAAAGUCUGAACGCCCGGGAAAAGCAGUAGUCAGACCUGUCGAGGAUGAAAAUGUCUCCGGGUUCUCUGGAACCAUCAGUCGAGUUGGCGAUCGGAAGCUGAGGUCGAAAUUCAAUUUGAAAACUCAAGCCCGGCUUCAGGCUAAGGCUCAGAACAAUCAGAAGAAAGAGAGAAAGAUGAAGAGGAAAAUUGAGGCGCAGAAGGUCAUUGAAAGGAAUUCUAGGAAGGAGAUAAAGCCCAAACAGGGGCCAGCAAAGUUCAGCAAGGAGGAGGCUAAUCUAGAUCGAAUGGUCGAGAACUACAGAUCUAAAUUAUCGAAAAUUUCGAGUGACAAGAUCAAGUGGUACGAAACAUGAAGUUGAUCAAGUGGUGAUUUUGUGAUUGUCGUGUAUAGUUGCAGCAUCGAUUCUUCGAAAUUCGUAACGAAUGAGUUGUGAUGAAAAAUUCAACUCAGAAUAAUGACUACGAUCAGUAAAGCAAAACAUUUUACCCGAAGGUCGACGAAUUUUUUGGGAAACAAACUCUUGAAAAUUUAGUUAAUGUCAAGGGACUUUGUAUUUCAGGCAUUUGAACCAAUUGGUUCACGUGUCUAUGUAUAUAAAAACUACAAAUGAUAAUGAUAAUAAUUAUCAUUGUGACUGGCAGUUCCACUUGUUCGGUUCUCAUCCACCCCUGUUCUUUGCACUUUCCCAGAUUAUCGCUCUCUCCCUCGUCUCCUUCUCCUCAGCACCUUGUCAUCCUCACUUUUCACGGCUGUUCGACGUCAGUGGAAUUAUUUUAAAAAUUGCAAAAACGAUUGCAAACAACAGAGGAAAAUGUAACAUAUUUUUUGUAAAAUAAGACAAAAGGAGAAACCAAGAA
Messenger RNA from Diachasmimorpha longicaudata, 2878 nucleotides. Its product is annotated as RNA-binding protein 28-like. Lineage: Eukaryota; Metazoa; Arthropoda; Insecta; Hymenoptera; Braconidae. The transcript has 3 exons. The coding region runs from base 139 to 2373 and encodes 744 amino acids. Gene Ontology annotation, cellular component: nucleolus. The record is from RefSeq and is a predicted model, not a curated record. Gene Ontology annotation, molecular function: mRNA binding.